CGAAAUAGUAAAAGUGGCCAACGCGCAUGCGCGAGACUGGUAAACCAUGGCGGAUUCAGGAAGCGAGGAUAUAGCGGUGAUUGGAAACACAGAUCUGACUCCUUCGGAGUCGGAAAACAACCUUAAGAACACGAUGGUUGAAAAAGGGACAAGUCUUCUGAAGAAGAUGGAGAUCAGUGUGGCUGAAGCAGAGAAGAGGACUGGGAAGAAUGCCGUCAACAUGCAGGAGACUUAUACAGUGUAUCUUAUAGAGACGAGGCCGGUGGAUGCUGCGUCAGAAGGGAACAAUCCUGUCCCAGAUUCAUUGUGGAGGCGUUACAGCGAGUUUGAGCUGCUUAGAAACUAUCUGUUAGUCACCUAUCCAUUUGUGGUGGUUCCUCCAUUGCCUGAGAAACGGGCUGAAUUUGUUUGGCACAAGCUGUCAGCAGACAACAUGGACCCUGACUUUGUGGAGAGGCGUAGGGUUGGACUAGAGAACUUCCUGCUCCGAGUGGCCUCACACCCAGCCCUGUCCAGUGACAAGAUCUUCUAUUUGUUCCUCACUGAGGAAAAUGGUUGGAAGGAAACCGUGUUUGAGACGGGAUUUCAGGCAAAGGCCGAUUCAAGAUUAAAAGCUUUACAUGCCACAUUCAGAGUGAAGAAUCCAGACAAGCGAUUUGCAGAAAUGAAACACUACGGCGAUGAGCUGCAAGCUGUUAUUUCGCAACUGCUGAGAGUUCGUGCAAGAGCAGCUGAUCGCCUGUAUGGAGUCUACAAAGUUCACGGAAAUUAUGGAAGAGUCUUUAGCGAAUGGAGUGCCAUAGAGAAAGAGAUGGGAGAUGGGCUGCAGAGCGCUGGCCAUCACAUGGACGCGUAUGCUGCUUCUGUAGACGAUAUUCUAGAGGAAGAAGAGCAUUAUGCUGAUCAGCUGAAGGAGUACCUUUUCUAUGCAGAUGCAUUAAGGACCGUGUGUAGGAAGCAUGAACUGACACAGUAUGAACUGGAGAUGGCCGUCCAGGAUCUGACCUCUAAGAAACAGCAGCGAGAGGAACUCGCCACAGGGACGAUACGGACCUUCUCUUUGAAGGGAAUGACCAGUAAACUGUUUGGACAAGAGACCCCAGAGCAGAGAGAGGCCAAGCUGAAAAUGCUGGAGACACAGAUUGAAGAAGGAGAGGAACUGGUCAAAGAAAGAAACUCUGAAUGCGAUGAGUUUGUGAAAAGUGCAUGGGUGGACAUUGAGAGGUUCAAAGAGCAGAAAGACCAUGAUCUCAGAGAGGCUCUCAUCAGCUAUGCCAUCAUGCAGAUCAGCAUGUGCAAAAAGGGAAUUCAGGUGUGGAACAAUGCUAAAGAGUGCUUCAAUAAGAUGUGAGGGUUCCAGCUACGACUACCAGAACACCAGGAGGCCUUGGAGAUGUCAAUCCAGAGAAGCACACACUCCUAAAGACUGACCUUGGGGUCUAAAGUCUUCCUCUCAAUCCUAAACAUUUGUCAGCCUCUUGCAUCAGGUGCUCUGGUGUAAAAAGGUAUCAAAUAAUAUUGACAUACACUAGUUUCAGAGUCCAGAUAGUGAAUGGAUGGGGUGCUGUUUUAUUUAUUUCCAGAUUUUAAACCUGGUUACUUUUGUGACUGCACUAUUUUGACCUACACAAGAGCUUGUGAAGGUAACGGACGAUUCUUAACACUUCAGAUACACAAGAACGACUUAAUUGGUAUUGAUUAAUCUUGAACAAUGGAAUCAUUUCUUUAUAAUAUGUAUUUUUCUUGAUGCUGUUUGAUGUCAAAAUGUGUGCCAAAAUCAUUCCUUUUUCUACUUUCCAUCAAAGUUUUAACUACUUUAGCUCACCAUAAAACAAAAGCACAGAUUAAAAUUGUCGACGCAAAAUAAGAGGGUGGGAUUUUGAGGGAGGGAAAAAAAGUGAAUCCAGCCGUUCCAUUUUUAUUUUAACCCGCACCCCCUUCAUAAUUGUAGUCUUGCACAUCUGGAAAAUGAUCUUUAUCACCUGGCUCAGAGGACACCUAAAGUCAGAUUUCCUAAGAAAGGAAAGUAACUUAUUCGCGUGCAAACUAAAUUGGCCUUUACGCCCAUACAGCAAACAAAGUUGCAAACAUUCAUCAUAAUAUGCUGCUCCUUCACUUUUUCUGCACAUUCAGUCAUAAAAACAUAAGCUGUUUAUAUCACUGACCCCCUCCCUUUAAAUGGGUCAGUUCAUCUGAGAAAUAUUAAUAUGCUGUUUAUGCCUUAUUCAAGCAUAUUUUCUUUGUUGCUACAGCUUCCACUAUGAAUGCCAUAUUUGUCAUUUGUUAUGAUGAGUGGGCGGGUCAGUGUUUUGAUAUAAGUCUGGCUGAAGGAACACGAAGGUCACAGGAAAGGCAGGAUAUAAUAAUUUUCUCAUUUUAGAGCUGCAUGAAUAAUUCGGCCUGACCCCCUGGUCAUUUGGUUAAUUUUUUUUUGGGUUUAGAGUAGGGCAAAGGUAACCAUUUUGUAUAUAUUCUGUUAAAAUCGUUGUAUAACACUAAUGAUAAUAAUAAAAAAUAACAUUACCAUUAUCAUUUAGCUUGUGUUUUCAUUUGUAGUGAGGCUCGCACGAUUUUCAUGUGUUCAUCUAUUUUAAUAGUCUAAGAGCUCCGCGGUGAUCUUUUCUUUAAUGUGGAGUUAAUUUUGACUAUGCUUAAAUUUAUAUGAAAUUUUUUAGUUUGAGGUGUAACUUUAAUAAAAAUACACUGUGCAUGAGAAUGCUUCUGUAUAUAACCAAAUAUACAGUGCCCUCCAUAAGUAUUGGAACAAAACUGUUAUGUUUGUUGUGGAGUCAAAGAUGAAUAUGAGACAAAACUACAGAAUGUCAAAUUUUAUUAUUGGGUGAUUCAUUCAACACAAAGAUGUUUUACCAGCUAAGAAGAUCAGCACUUUCAGAGUUUCAUCUCCCUGUCUGAAGUACUGGAACAGUUGCCUCACAGGCCUUUCUAAGCAUUCAGCUGUGUCCUGUUGCAUUGAUUCUUCAGAUAUUAGAAGCAGGGAGUGUGUCUUAUCAGUUACAUCCAUUGCUUCUGCAUUCUAAGUCUUGCAUUCGAUGAUGACACACACAAACCAGGAUGAAGAUGAGGAAGCCGACUCUAAAAGAAAAGCAGGCAAUUUGGAUUCUAAAAGAAAAGAGGAAGUCAAUUAGAACUAUAGGAAAAACAAAGAGCAUGGAGAAAUCAAGAAUUUGGAAACUACCAGCAAGAUCAGCAACCAACGAUGACCUGAUCGUUGAGAAAAACAACAUUAGCUGAUGACAGAUAAAUCAUAAAAGCUGUGAAAAUGAACAUAAGACCAAGAGUCUGGUAAUGUCUAUGGGUUGCAGACCCACUGCUCUGAUUGCAGCAUGCAAGGGAUCUGCAACUAAAUAUUAGCUUUGAAUCUUUAUCUGCUGUAAAUUCAACGGUCCCAAUACUUAUGCUCACAUCAAAUAAUGGGAUGAACCAAAAGUGCUAUCCUUUUUAUUCUGUAAAACAUGUAUGUGUCAAAAGACCUAAUAAUAGAAUGUGACAUUCUGUAGUUUUUUUGCAUAUUCAUCUUUUAAUCAUAUUGGCAAAUGUCUUGACUCCACAGCAGAGAAAGCUAUUUCAUCUUUACAGUUCCAAUAUUUAUGGAGGGCACUGUAUUUAAACUUAAAUCAAGUUUAAAUAACCAAGUUUAAAUGUAAACUUUAAUCAAGGUUAAACUACAAAUGUCUUAUGUUAUCUCUGUACACUAAACUGAAGUGGGAGAAAGUAUUUUAACACUGGAAAACAAUCCAUUCUUUAACAUGAGCUGUGUACUGGUAAAAAGAAUGCAUUUCUUUAAACUUAUCAAUUGUAGUGAUCUCUACAGCCUCAGCCUUUUUCUCAGGAGGAAUCGCCAUUCGUUUUUUGUUGUUGUAAUGCUUCCCUCUAGUGGUGUGUUAUACUUAUGAACAAUCUUUUAUUAAAAAAGCCUUUGAUAUAACAGACUGGUAAGAUGUUUGGUUUAGCACGGGUUAAACCAAGGUAAAUGAGUUGACACUUUUCUUGUUUACUUCACAGUUCUUCAUUUUAUCCACUUAAAUAUCUUAUUAAAUUGAGCCCAAAUCAGAAAUGAAUGUUUGUUUAUAUUUAAAUGCCACUAAUUCUCUUCUUCAGGUUGAUUUUAGGGCAGUGGUUCUCAUCCUUUUUGACUUAUAUUUUCUAUGGUAUUUAUCUUGUAAUAAUGACAACGCUACUUGUCAGAAACUUAAUUAAACAUUGAUUCAUUUUGUGAUUCUAUGAUAUUUUGUGUCCUUUAAUAAAAUAAAAGUUUUAGAGGGGAA
Molecule: messenger RNA, 4286 nt
Organism: Carassius auratus (goldfish)
Lineage: Eukaryota; Metazoa; Chordata; Actinopteri; Cypriniformes; Cyprinidae
Product: sorting nexin-4-like
Exons: 14
Coding region: 47-1351 (434 amino acids)
Biological process (GO): positive regulation of autophagosome assembly; protein transport
Cellular component (GO): SNARE complex; early endosome membrane; plasma membrane
Molecular function (GO): phosphatidylinositol-3-phosphate binding
Source: RefSeq, a predicted model, not a curated record